UAAUGUCUAUUACAAGAUCAUCUCAAAGAUCCUCACUAAAAGAAUGCAACCGCUGCUCUCGAUGGUCAUUUCUGAAAACCAAUCCGCCUUUGUUCCUGGUAGAGCGAUCUCCGACAAUGUACUUAUCACACAUGAAGUACUCUACUUCCUCCAACAUUCACAAGCCAAGAAAAGAUGCUCUAUGGCGGUGAAGACAGACAUGAGCAAAGCCUACGAUAGGCUCGAGUGGGAUUUUAUUCAGCUGGUCCUUGAGAGGUUGGGUUUCCACCCUCAAUGGAUUUCUUGGAUAAUGGAAUGUGUUUCUUCUGUUACCUAUGCCUUCCUCAUCAACGGCUCGCCUAGAGGAAAGGUUAAACCGAGCCGAGGCAUCCGUCAAGGAGACCCUCUCUCACCCUACAUUUUCAUUCUUUGUAGCGAAGUGCUCUCGGGACUGUGUAACAGAGCUCAGGAAACAGGUCUCUUGACCGGCAUCCGGGUUGCUCGGGAUUGUCCCCAAGUGAACCAUCUCCUCUUUGCGGACGACACCAUGUUCUUUGCCAAGGCAAACAAAGACAAUGCCCUGGCGCUAAAAGAGAUUCUGCGCCAGUACGAGAUGGCCUCGGGCCAAUCAAUCAACACCAACAAGUCCUCUGUUACUUUCUCCAGGAAAGCCCCUAUCACGCUUAAAAAUAUGGUGAAAGACUGCUUACAAAUCCCGAAAGAAGGUGGUAUAGGCAAGUAUUUGGGGCUACCGGAACACUUUGGCCGGAAAAAACGAGACCUCUUUACGUCGAUUGUGGAAAGGAUAAAGACAAAGGCUAGCAGCUGGUCGAACAAAUAUUUAUCCACAGCUGGGAAGAUGGUGAUGUUGAAGAGUGUUCUCUCCCCCAUUCCAUCCCAUGCAAUGACUUGCUUUAAACUGCCCCGAUCGCUCUGUAAACGCAUUCAAUCAGCAGUGACCCGCUUCUGGUGGGAUGGAAGAAGUGGUAACAGGAAAAUGGCUUGGGUCUCUUGGGAUAAGAUGACAAGACCGAAACAACAGGGAGGCUUGGGUUUCCGAGAUUUUGAGAGCUUCAAUGACGCUUAUCUAGCGAAGUUGAGUUGGCGACUCCAUCACAACCCCUCGGGGCUUCUGUCCAGGGUCCUAACCGGGAAAUACUGCAGGGACACUUCUUUCUUACAAGUUGAGCACAGAGCCGCGGAAUCGCAUGGAUGGAGAGGAAUUUUAAUUGGCAGGGACCUCAUGAUGAGCAACGCGGGCUGGGCAAUUGGCAACGGUGAAAGCAUCUGCAUUUGGAAUGACCCCUGGCUCAGCCUCUCCUCACAAGCUCGCCCCAUGGGCCCAGCACCUGAGCAAUACGCCGAAUGGACCGUCAAACACCUUAUGCUGCCAAAUGGAACAGAGUGGGACAGAGCCAUCAUUCAGCGAGUGCUACCUCAGGAGGAAGAGAGGAUACUCAGCCUAAAGCCGAGCAAACUUGGAGCACCGGAUAAACUUAUAUGGCUCGGAACCAGCUCUGGUAUCUACUCAACAAAGACGGGCUACAUAAAGGCACUUGAGAGAAGCGAAGAGAAUCGCCAACCGAUUACGACAGUGGAUGUGGACUGGAUAAAAAACAUUUGGAAACUUCAAACUUCUCCUAAGAUCAAGCUCUUUCUCUGGAAAAUCUUCCAGGGGGCACUUCCGGUUGGAGAUCUCCUAGCGCUAAGAAACAUAGGUCCUGCUCAAACGUGCCCAAGAUGUGAUACAGUUGAAUCUAUCAACCACCUGUUCCUUCACUGCGAAUUCGCACACAAUGUAUGGAAACUUGCACCUUUCUCUACUUGUGUUGAUGUUAGAGGUUUGCUAGAUUUAACCUCAGCUUGGGAGGGACUCUGCUCACGUACAUGCCUCCCACCGGUGGGAAUUGCUUCUGGACCUCUAGCACCUUGGAUCCUAUGGUCUCUAUGGCUUGCUAGAAACAACCGAAUCUUUAAUAAUAAAGACGCUACCCCGGAGGAAGUGAUCACAAAAGCUAUAUCAGCGGCGCAGGAAUGGCUAAGAGAACAACAGACGGAAGCCACAUCAUCUACCAGGCCACCAACACAGCGGCCCCCGGAACCCACAAACGCUACCUUGCUCCACUCGGAUGGGGCUUGGCGUGCAGAUCUACAACUAGCGGGACUGGGAUGGACAAUUGGCGGAGGAAACCAGACUGGGUCCUACAUGGCACACUGCCACUUUGUUAACUCCCCACUGAUCGCUGAGGGACUGGCGUUACGGGAAGCCCUCUCCUGCUGCAUCACCAAGGGUAUCCGGUGUGUACUAUGCAAAUCAGACUCUCUACAACUCAUAAGAGCCAUCAAUGAAGAAGUACCCAACUCAGAGAUCUAUGGCAUUGUCUCUGAUAUCUUAAACUUAGUCUAUGCUUUUGAAUUUGUUUCCUUUGUCUGGACUCAACGAUCGGAAAACAAGGCUGCUGAUGCUCUUGCAAAGCAAGCCUUGUUGAACGAAGUCUUUGUAUCCACGAACCGUGUUUUCUAAGUUUCUAAUGCUAGUUUGUGUUACAAAAAACAAAAUUGGGCCACAACGAAAUAAAUUUUAGCCCAAUUAUCAGAUUUUAACAUGAAAGGCCUAAUCAGAGUACAAAUCCCACUAGUCAACAAGAACGUUCUCUGAUAAGAACUCAACCACGUUAUUUUUUUUUUGACAAAAACUCAACCACGUUAUUGCUCUGAAGUUCAAGUAACCAAGUACAAUCCAAAACGUAACGACUUGAAGACUCCAAACCUUGAAUCUCUACACUCAGAGAAAUCAAGCCCAAACAGCAUGCACUAAACGCAUAAAGAAUUGCAAAAACAAACUAUGAUUCCUUUUAUAGUUCAAGGAUCGGUUACAAUAUUAACUAUUUUUAUUCUCUUGACUGUUAGAAUUUUUUUCCUUUUUGUUCAAGUCUUGUGAGUAUCCCAGACGCAUAGAGAGGUUCAGAAUAAUCUAUAAAAUGGUGGGUUGAUCCACUGAUGGACUCUCAAUCCGGAUAUUCAAAUGAGAUCUAAAGUGUGGUCUCAUAUCCGCGUAGCCACACAUGUUUAAUAUCAUGGGUUGUUUUGAACCCAAGUCUCUCCGUAAUCCACCUACCACUAGUGACUAGACCACCCCUGUGUGAUUGAAUUAGAAUAAAACAUUUGCAACCUCAUCUUCUAUUCCUCGUCUUUCAGCGCUCAUCUUCCUUAGUUUUCUUGAUAUGUAUACUUUUAGUGGCAUAUCAAUAUUCCCAUUACAAAAAACGAGCUUGUCCUCACGCGUAAAUGUAGGGAAUUGAGUCUUGCCUCAUCCAAGAAGUUCCAUGUGACGGUAAAUUUUUUCAGGUCACUAAAACCUCCAAAUGUCCUUAUGAUAUGCAUCAUAUCUAGUGGCAACUACCUCUGGUUCAACUAACAACUCAUCAGCA
Messenger RNA from Brassica rapa (field mustard), 3410 nucleotides. RefSeq lists its product as uncharacterized. Gene Ontology annotation, molecular function: RNA-DNA hybrid ribonuclease activity; nucleic acid binding. NCBI's taxonomy places the organism in Eukaryota, Viridiplantae, Streptophyta, Magnoliopsida, Brassicales, Brassicaceae. The record is from RefSeq and is a predicted model, not a curated record.